AUGGCAGCAAAUAAUGGCCAGCAAAAUAUUCUCGCGUCCCUAAACACGGCCCAGCGACGCGCCGUCACGUCCGAAUCAGAUACCGUUGCUAUAUUGGCUGGACCAGGCAGCGGCAAAACACAUACACUCACCUCUCGUGUUGUAUGGCUCAUUCAAGAGAUGGGCCACAGGCCCUCUGACAUGAUCGUCGCUACCUUCACAGUCAAGGCUGCCAAGGAAAUGCGAGAGCGCAUGGCCAAAACCUUGGGCGAACAGGUUCAAAGAAAAAUUGUUCUUGGCACGUUCCACUCAAUUGCCCGACGGUAUCUCGCUUCAUACGGUAAACAAAUUGGUCUCGAUCCGAAAUUUGGCAUUGCCGACGAUAGCGACUCCAAAGCCAUCAUUCAGAGACUGAUUAAACGACUCGGGCUAAAGCUAGAGCCAGCCAUUGCAAGAGGAUGGAUUAGCAAGAAGAAAUCCAGAGGAAGCAUGGACCCUCCAGAAGAAAAGAAGUGGCCCGACGGAAGACCAAAGAAGGAAAAUCCCGAAUUGCAGCAAUGUUUCGACGAGUACCAGAGCCAGCUCGCAGCAGCCAACAUGCUAGACUAUGAUGACUUGCUCGUUUGCUGUGUCGAACUGCUGCGCGCAUAUCCAAUAUGCGUUUCCAACAUUCGGGCCGUUCUGGUUGACGAAUAUCAGGACACGAAUGGCAUCCAAUACGAUCUCAUGAAGCUCUUUGCUCAGCAUCGCUAUCGCAUAACCAUCGUCGGCGACCCUGAUCAGAGCAUUUACGGCUGGCGCUCGGCCGAGAUUAGAAACCUUCACCGAAUGCUGAAAGAAUUCCCUGACACCGACCAAAUUGCGCUUGAAGAAAAUUACCGCUCAUCUCAUUCCAUUCUGAGCGCCUCCCUCAAUGUCAUUCAGCAAGACUUGAAGCGUUAUGAAAAGGUCCUUUUGCCUGUCCAUAAAAAAGGCACGAAACCGGUCUUGCGACAUUUGCAAUCCCCGGCGAGUGAAGGAGAAUGGAUCGUCGGAGAGUUGCAACGUGCAACUCUCAUGUCUGGUGGUAUGCUCAGAGGCGAGGACUGUGCUGUUCUCCUUCGCUCAGCUUCAUUGUCUCGCCACGUUGAGUCUGCAUUUGGUAAGAAGGGUAUACCAUACCGAAUGGUCGGUGGCAGCAAGUUUUAUGAGCGAAAAGAAAUCAAGAUUCUGCUCGACUACCUGCGCGUCGUGCAUCAACCGAAUAAUAACGAUGCUGUAGCUCGUAUCAUCAAUGUGCCUAGGCGCGGUAUAGGUGAAGUGACCAUCAAGGCCCUUCUGCAUGCGGCCGAAUUCGAAAGACGGCCAUUGUGGCAAAUUCUAGUGAACCACUGCGACGGGACCAGUCCCUUCUCCAAGCUUACAACGGCUCAGGAAAAUAAGAUCCGUGGCGAUCUAAUCAGAAUUAUCUCAACGCUCAGAAACCAAGUGAACAAUGUCGACGCAGGCGGACCUCAGCCUUUAGUCGAGGUGAUUCAAAGGCUCAUCAGCCAACUCAACUAUAAAGAAUUCCUGGAAAGGGAAUAUGGGGAGGAUCAUGAAGGUCGGUGGGCCACCGUGCAAGAGUUUGUCAAUUUGGCGACGGAUUUUAUGAUGGAAUCCAGCGAUUUUGACGAAGACGCCUUGCCCGAAAUUGAAAAGGUUGAGCAACAGGCAGAAGACACCAUGCUUGGACGUUUCUUAGCGAAUAUUGCUCUUUCCGCAAAUGCGCAAAAGAAUCAGGAAGGCGGCGAUACCUCUGCAGUUGUGACAGUCUCCACGAUCCAUGCAGCCAAGGGCCUUGAGUGGCCGAUUGUCUUUGUUCCUUGUGUCUAUGACGGCUCUAUCCCGCAUGCUCGAUCAGAGGAUACAGAUGAGGAGCGCAGACUGCUCUAUGUGGCCAUGACUCGUGCCAAAGCGCUGCUCUAUCUAAGUUAUCCUGACACCAAUGCUUGGGGCAAGGGCAAAGCUUGCCUAUCCCCUUUCGUCUGUGAAAUUACCGACUCUGCUUUUGCCGAGCAAGGCCCUUCUUUUGACAAAAACGUCGUUGAAGAUAUUGCAAAAAUACUUGGACGAACGGCGCCUUCCGAGAAAGUUGUGUUUGAUCAGCUGCCGCCCAUGUUCUCAACCGAGGACGAUAUAUUUCCAGUUAAGCCCUGGGGCGAACGUCGGCCUAGUGACUUCACCAACAGUGGAAGCAACCACCGGGGUGAUGGCAUGGACGGUAGCAAGCGCCAGCGCAUUGUUGACUCUCAUAGCGUUCAAGAGAAUGACUGGAAACCAGCGUACAAAACAACCAUGCAAGACUCAUCCAGCUUCACCAUGUCGAAGCUUCCUGGCUUCAUGACUGCCACCGCGCGUCAAAGCCUGGUGGAUGCCGAAGCCGCGGAGACGGAGUCGGCAGAGAAGAAUGCGAAGAAGUCUGGCGCAAAGCGCAAACACGAUCAGCAUUCGUUGCUUGGUUAUGUAAAACGGAACUUCGGAGAGCCGGCAUCAACUAAGCCGCCAGCGGCGUCCCGGCCGCCGGCCGCUUCCGCUCGGUCUGGCCCUUCCGACAAGGCAGUAGCUCCGGCCAUCGACCCGCGCCUUGCGCACCAUAGAAUCGUGCAGAGACCGGUGUUUCCGCAGCCUAGCACUUCUCGCGAACUGCCAAGCAGCCACCGCAAGAGUCAUUACGGAUUUCUUUCAAGCUCGCCCACGCGGCCUGCCUCCCCGAAGGACGUGUCCGAACAGCCAGCUACUCUGCGACAACAUGCUUCUAACAGACCGAUAUCUAUCCUGCACAAGAUGGCGACGUUUCAGUCGGGAAAGAUUGGUGGCGUGCGGCGACCUGCGGGCAUGGGAGGAUCUCCGGCAAUUGAUAGAGUGCGAAGGCCAUUUCGGCCGCUGACUCUAAAUCGCCCAGCACAUGGUGGAUAA
This is a messenger RNA of Beauveria bassiana ARSEF 2860, 2916 nucleotides long. RefSeq names its product ATP-dependent DNA helicase srs2. The transcript has a single exon. Bases 1 to 2916 code for a protein of 971 amino acids. Gene Ontology annotation, molecular function: 3'-5' DNA helicase activity; ATP binding; hydrolase activity. NCBI's taxonomy places the organism in Eukaryota, Fungi, Ascomycota, Sordariomycetes, Hypocreales, Cordycipitaceae. Gene Ontology annotation, biological process: recombinational repair. The record is from RefSeq and is a predicted model, not a curated record. Gene Ontology annotation, cellular component: nucleus.